Molecule: messenger RNA, 1536 nt
Organism: Diospyros lotus (date-plum)
Lineage: Eukaryota; Viridiplantae; Streptophyta; Magnoliopsida; Ericales; Ebenaceae
Product: protein trichome birefringence-like 23
Exons: 3
Coding region: 1-1284 (427 amino acids)
Cellular component (GO): Golgi apparatus
Molecular function (GO): O-acetyltransferase activity
Source: RefSeq, a predicted model, not a curated record
AUGAGGCCCAAUUGGAAGGCAUUAUGGUGGUCGAUUCACAAGCACAAUCCCUUGCUCGCGAAAUUGGCCCUCUCAAUCCUCUUGUUUGGACUCGCCUUCAGGUUUCUUUCCACCAAACAAACUGAGAUUUUUGAUGUUGCAGAGACUCCUCGUAUGGCGAAGGCCAAUGCCACCAAACCACCCCAAAACUCACUCUCUCAGGGAGAUCGCUUUCCCAAACGAGAAACAUGUGAUAUUUUUACUGGGGAUUGGGUUCCAAGCCUGGUUGGCCCCCGUUACACUAACGAGAGCUGCAACAUCAUUGAGAGCCAUCAGAACUGUAUGAAGAAUGGUCGCCCGGACACUGCGUAUCUUAAUUGGAGAUGGCGUCCACGAGACUGCAAGCUGCCUCAGUUGGACCCUGUGAAGUUUCUUAAGUUGAUGAGGAAUAAGAAAUGGGCAUUGAUUGGUGAUUCUAUAUCUCGGAACCACGUCCAAUCCCUGCUUUGCAUCCUGUCCAAGGUCGAACCAGCUGUUGAAGUCUACCAUGCUGUAGAUUACAGAUCCAAGAGAUGGCAUUUCCAGUCACACAACUUGACUAUUUCUGUUCUCUGGUCUCCAUUCCUUGCGGAAGCCGCCAUUUUUGAAAACUAUGAUGGCGUUUCAACAUCUGAGGUGGAGCUUCAUCUCGACAAACUUGACAAGACAUGGACCGACCAGUACGAGGGUUUGGAUUACAUGAUAUUUUCGAGUGGUAAAUGGUUUAUCAAGACUGCAAUCUACUACGAGAACAACACUGUGUUGGGUUGCCAUUACUGUCCCAAAAGAAACCUAACAGAGCUAGGUUACGAUUUCGCCUAUCGCAAAGUCCUCCAGAACGUGUUCAAAUUCAUCCUUGAAUCCAAUCGCAAAGGAACGAUCUUUUAUAGGACAACGAUGCCAGAUCACUUCGAGGGUGGCGACUGGUCCAACGGUGGAAACUGCCUAAGAACGGCUCCAGUUAAAGAAGGUGAAUUCGAGUUGAACCCACUGAUCAAGAUCAUCCGGGACAUAGAAUUGGAAGAGUUUGAGAAGGCGGCGGCUCAGGGUUCUGAAAAGGGUUUGAACCUCAAACUUCUCGAUCUGAUGCAGCUGUCGCUGGUAAGACCAGACGGGCACCCGGGUCCUUACAGGCACUUCUACCCCUUCGCCAAGAACAAAACUGCCAAAAUUAUCAACGACUGUUUGCACUGGUGUUUGCCCGGGCCGAUAGACUCUUGGAACGAUCUGAUUAUGGAGAUGGUAAUGAGAAGUGAUCAGAAUUAGCAGAUUGGAUGUUGAUGAUGAUGACUCUUCUUUUUGUUUUUUGGUUUUUGCCCUAAUUUGGACAGUUGAAAUUGGUAUUCUACAAAUGUUCUUGCUGUUGUAUUAACUAGGUUCCCACAAUAUGUCAAAGUUCAGACUCAAUCUAUACAAUAAUGUAGCAUAUAUAAGAAGGGUCUGAUGUUUCAGUGAAUACUCAAAGCCAACAGUUUCUUGUACUGGUUUCAUCCUUGAAAUGGCAAUCAAUAAUUAAGC